AUGGAUCGCAUGGGCUUUCAGAUGCCCCCAAUGGGGGCGCCGCCGAUUAUGAAUCCCCCACCACAGAUCUUUGGCGGUUACGAUGCGAUGCCGAUGCAGCUGCCGCCCGACAUGACGGCGCAUAUGUUUGGCGACCAUGGCACCCUCUUGGACGAUGCCAAUGAGGCCAAGAGGAGGAGAAUCGCAAGGGCUUGCGACAUGUGCAGAAAGAAGAAGAUCAAGUGCGACGGAAAACUCCCAGCAUGCACACAUUGCAUCAAUUACAAGACGGAUUGUGUUUUUACACAAGUAGAGAAAAAGAGGAGUCCGCCUAAGGGUGCCAAAUAUAUCGAGGGUCUCGAGAACCGAUUGGGACGGAUGGAGAGCCUGCUGAGGCUGUCUGGUUUGCUUGGAGAAGACGAUGGCGCCACAGAUCUCGGUACCCUCGAGAAGAGACUGGCGGAGAAGAACCGCGAAUCAAGACAGGCCUCGAUGGCAGCCACUUCGAACCCGACAUCUCCGUCGCAAACGACAUCGGGCCAGGAUGCAUCUACACCUCAGAGCGCUCUGGCAUCCCCGGAGCCCAGGACGGACAAGGACAAGGACGAGCGAAGACCUUCUCUCACACCGGCCAAGAAGGAAGGGGAAGAACAAGAAGUAGAGACGCUAUCAGAAAUGAUGUGCUCCUUGGUCACGAAUAACUCUGGCGAGACCAGAUAUAUUGGGUCCUCGUCUGGAUUCUCCAUCUUCUCGCCCCGUGGAAUUCAAUGGGUGAACGAGACGACAGGUGACAACUCUUUCCAGCAGAUGAUCUCGGAUGUCUCUAUUGACGACCACAAGUGGACGAACUGGAAGCCCGAGGUUUUCCAGGACUUGUUCCGACGGCCAGUAUUUAUUCCUAUCCCUCCCAAGCCCGAGGCCAUGUCGCUUCUCAAGGAUUAUUUUGAGAACUUCAACUGCAUGUUCCCCCUCUUUCACCAGCCCACUUUCAUGCACUUGGUGGAGCGACAGUACUCAAAUGAUCCUUAUGAGGGAUCUGGGUGGUGGGCCAGCUUCAACUGCGCUUUGGCCUUUGCCCACAGACUGCGAGUGAUGAGCAACCUGGUGCCGCAGGAGGAGGACGACAAGGCAUGGAAGUACAUCAAGAAUGCCAUGGGCGUCUUUUCCGAGCUCACGAUGCGAAACACCGAUCUUUUGAGCGUUCAGGCGCUCUUGGCUAUGGCCCUGUUCAUGCAGGGCACGCCAAACCCGCAGCCGACAUUCCUGCUCAUCGCUACGGCCAUCCGAUUGUCACACAGCAUCGGACUUCACAAGCGCGCGACGGGCUUCAACCUUAAUCCUAUUGAGCUUGAGCAGCGGAAGCGCGUUUUCUGGAUAGCGUACAUGCUCGACAAGGAUCUUUGCUUGAGAUCAGGGCGGCCACCGGCCCAGGACGACAACGACAUGAACGUGGAGCUGCCAGAUGCAGAUCCAGAGGACAACAUUGGCAAUAUUCCCUUGGCCGACGGCAAAGGCAAAAUGAACUUGUUCCGAGUCAUGUGCGAGCUCGCUGUCAUUGAGAGCCGCGUUUACAACCGUUUGUACGCGACAAAGGCUACCAAGCAAACGGAUGGCGAACUUCUCAACACCAUCGGCGAGCUGGACCAGGAGCUCGAAGAUUGGAAAGAUAGGAUUCCAAUUGAUUUUAGGCCGGAGCACGAGAUCAAGGCGUCCCACACACCGCUGAUGCUCCACGUUAUCAUUCUGCAUUUCACUUACUAUAAUGCUCUGACGACCAUCCACCGCAUGUCGGUUCAUCACGGCUACUGGAACAGCAGGUUAUCAAACUACGCGAUUCAGGGGCUCAACGCGAAGCCGCUCAACCCUAGGAUCUUCUCGUCGGCGGCUUUGUGUUCAGCUGCGGCAAGGGCCUCGAUAUCACUGCUCAAGUAUAUUCCACAAGGUGACUUGUCGGUCAUAUGGCUCAUCCUUUACUUCCCUGUAUCGGCACACGUCACUUUAUUCGGCAACAUUAUACAAAAUCCUCUGGACCAACGCGCACGCUCGGACGCUCGCCUGAUGAGUGUUGUCGUUCAGUUCCUAUCUACUCUUGGCUCCGAGGCGGAAACAGGUGGUGUACACCGUAUGCUGGCUGUGUGCAACGAAUUUGAGCGGAUCGCCAAGCUGGUCAUCGACAAGGCGGAGAAGGACAAUGCCGGGCGUCGCAAGCGAAAGAAUAACGAAGUCGCCGCCGGCAACAGUAACAAGUCGGGCAACGGUAACAGGGAGCAGCAGUCGACCCCACGGCCGCAGAGUAGCUCCGCGCACACGCCUCGGGCACAGCAUGUCGUAUACACACCAAACGGCAGCCAGAUGUCUCCCGUGCCGACGCAAAGCAACCACAGCACGCCGUACCAUGGCGGUCGGAUGAGUAACCAGUCCAGCCCGGCAAUGACUCCAAACAAUUGGCCGCCGCAGGGCGACUACGUACCGGGCAGUGCAGGCAUGGAAGGCAUGGAGUAUGGCGGGCAUGUCAACUUUGCCGAGAUGACUGGCUUUACGGCGGACAUCAGGCAGAGUGUUCCGCCGGCGUCGGCUUACUUCACACAGCCGCACCUGCCACCCGACCUGUAUUCGCUGCCAGUCAGUCUGGACUGGGACUGGGCCGAGAUGAGCGGUGGCGCUUAUCCCAGUGUCGAAAACGGUGCCGUCGGGGCUAUGGGGCUUGGGCAAGGAGCACAGCCAACUGGGCCGCAGCAUUGA
Pyricularia pennisetigena is the source of this 2721-nucleotide messenger RNA. RefSeq lists its product as uncharacterized. The record is from RefSeq and is a predicted model, not a curated record. Gene Ontology annotation, molecular function: zinc ion binding; DNA binding; DNA-binding transcription factor activity, RNA polymerase II-specific. Lineage: Eukaryota; Fungi; Ascomycota; Sordariomycetes; Magnaporthales; Pyriculariaceae. The coding region runs from base 1 to 2721 and encodes 906 amino acids. Gene Ontology annotation, biological process: DNA-templated transcription; regulation of DNA-templated transcription. The transcript is spliced from 5 exons.